This is a messenger RNA of Elaeis guineensis (African oil palm), 710 nucleotides long. Its product is annotated as 17.3 kDa class II heat shock protein. The record is from RefSeq and is a predicted model, not a curated record. Lineage: Eukaryota; Viridiplantae; Streptophyta; Magnoliopsida; Arecales; Arecaceae.
AGUUCCCCUUUCUCUCCAACAGCAGAUAGAAAGCGCGAGAGCAAUUAAAGAGCGAUCCGAGCGAUCCGGCUUCCCAAAUAGAGCGAUGGACUACAGCAGUAUGUUCAGGCACAACGACCCCACGAUUUUGACGCUGCAGCACCUGAUGGACAUCCCGGAGGAGAUGGAGAAGGCCUUCAACGCGCCCACCCGCACCUACGUCCGCGACGCCAAGGCCAUGGCCUCCACGCCGGCCGACGUCAAGGAGCUGCCGUCCUCCUACGUCUUCGUCAUCGACAUGCCUGGGGUCAAGUCCGGCGAGAUCAAGGUUCAGGUGGGGGAGGACAACUUGCUGGUCAUCAGCGGCGAUCGCAAGCGCGAGGAGGAGAAGGAAGGCAGGUACCUCCGCAUGGAGCGCCGCAUGGGCAAGUUCAUGCGCAAGUUCUCCCUCCCGGACAACGCCAACACCGACGCCAUCUCGGCAGUGUGCCAGGACGGCGUCCUCACCGUUACCGUCCAGAAGCAGCCGCCGCCGGAGCCCAAGAAGCCCAAGACCAUCGAAGUCAAGAUUGCCUAAGUCAAUAAUUCAAGCGAGCCAGCGACCUAGUAGUUGUGUGAUGUGAUGUGGGUGCAGCCAUAUCUCUCCCAUUAGUUCGUGGUAUCAGUGGUGAAAUGAAAUGUCUUUUAUGUUUGAAUGAUGACCAACGAGUUCUUUGGUUUACUUCUUAUUA